CCGAGCCGAAAAGUCGUGUUACGCCUCGCGUUCCGUCCUUUGCGCGUGUAGGAUUACGUUUGGUUUGGAGCCACCACGACCCCCUCCUGCCCUCCCCACACUAUUUUUUUGUUUUUAUACGGUUUUGAAUCUCCCACUAGAGAAUAAAUAGUUCGUUCUUUGUUCGCGUUCAAAGAGGUGUGGUGAAGCAUCCCAGAGUUCAGUGCUACUGAUUUCCGCCCACAAGUGAAUAGCAAUCUCUGUAUGUGUAUGUGAGUGUGCACGGGGCUGCAAAUGCCAGAAGAUGCUCGUCGAAAUGUUGUAAAAAUAGCGAAUCUGAAGCGAUAUCUGAAGAGAGCGAGCCGUUCGAUUGAAUUAUUGGGUGCUGCGCUGAGGCGCAUACUUGCAAAAACCAAAGUGAAGAACCGGGUGCCGGGGUUCAGCAAUAAUGGUGGACGGAGUAGUGGCAGUGGUGCUGGCAGUGCUGUCCAUUUCCGCCGUAGUGUGCUUCAACUUUGAAACGCGACUUCCCAUCGUCAAGUAUGGAGCGACCAACACCUACUUUGGAUAUUCGGUAGCAUCCCAUACCGAAAAACUACGAAACGGUGACAAAAAUAGCUGGAUCCUCGUCGGUGCUCCCCUGGGUCAGAACCUGCAGCCUUCGUCCAAUCGAUCAGGAUCCUUAUUCAAAUGUCCAAUCACGCAAUUGAGCAACGAUUGCGAACAGCUUAAAACAGACGGUCGAAGAAAGCCUUCUGGUAUUUACGAAACUGACGACGAGGAGGAGGAUGAGCUUCUACCACCGACCAGUGAUGAGCUUAAAACCAAUCAAUGGUUAGGCGUCACGGUCAACUCCGGAGGAAAGGAAAAUAAAAUCUUCGUAUGCGCCCACCGAUACAUGAAAGUCCAAUCCAAGGGACAAUCGAAAGAGAGCGGUCUUCACCUGGGCCAAGGCCUGUGCUACGUGCUGAACAACGACUUUACGUUCGGAUUCGCGGUAGAAGUGUGUCUUGGCCGAUCAACAGAGCGAGAGCACGAACAGUACGCCUUUUGCCAGUCCGGAACGUCGGGCAUGAUUCUGGACGAUGGGACGGCCGUGAUCGGAACACCCGGGGUGAUGACCUGGAAGGGAACGGUGUUUGCGGUGGAGGUCGAUGGGGAGUUUUUGUCCAGAGAUAAGACGCAAUACUACGGGCCGCACGAUAAUGCGGACUCGCCGGUUCCGAACUACAGCUAUUUGGGUAUGGCCGUAACGGGAGGAAAGUUCUUUGGCGAUUACAUGUCCUACGCGGGAGGUGCUCCGCGAGCCCGAGGCAACGGUCAAGUGAUCAUCUUUUCCAACAAGAACAAGCGGAAUCCGAUCUUCAAAGAACGUGAGCUGCGAGGAGAGCAGUUUGGCUCCAGCUUCGGUUACGUGCUGGCAACGGCCGACGUGAAUGGUGAUCAUGCCCCAGAUCUCCUAGUAUCGGCGCCAUUUUACUUUUCAAAGUCUGAGGGAGGAGCCGUUUAUGUGUACCAGAACCGGAACAACAACUUCACUGAUAAUUACACGACAAAGCUGACUGGUAAGCUCGAGUCGAGGUUCGGCAUGGCACUCGCAAAUCUCGGCGAUAUCAACAAGGACGGUUGUGAGGAUAUAGCGAUCGGUGCUCCGUACGAGGGCAAUGGCGUGGUCUACAUCUACCUCGGAACGCCGAAUGGAUUGUCUACGGCUCCGUCGCAGGUCAUAACUGCAUCUGGGUUGGGAUUGAAUGUGCCAGCGCUAAAGACGUUUGGAGGUGCCCUUUCCGGGGGUGUUGAUCUAGACAACAAUACUUAUCCCGAUUUGGUCAUUGGAGCAUAUGAUUCGGCCGCUGUAACGACGUUAUUGGCGCGGCCCAUUACCAACAUCAAGACCUCAGUUAUUGGAUUAGAGCUACAGAACAUCGAUCCGACCAAGAAGGGUUGUCCAGCUGAUCCUGGCGCCAAUGCGACAUGCUUCUCCUUCCAAGCCUGCUGUUCCAUCGAGCCAUACGAAGAGUCCGGCCACUCGAGCAGUCAAUCUCAGCACCUGAACCUGAUCUACACGAUCGAGGCGGAAACGUACUUGAAGAAGUUUUCACGCGUCUACUUCGGCCCAGACCGGGGAACCCGCUCCAACAUCCUGCGCAAACAGAUCAGCGUGAUCACCGAUGGUCGCCAGGAGUGUCGGAAGGAGAUCGUCUACAUCAAGGACAACACCCGGGACAUCCAGAAUCCCAUCCGAUUCCGACUGAAUUACACCAUCUUGGACAAUACACUGCCCGAGUCCGCCCUGGACACACUCGAUCCUAUCCUGGAUCAGACGCAAGCUGUGCGGACGUUUGAAGCGACCUUCCAGAAGGACUGCGGAAACGAUGGCAUCUGUCAAUCGAAGAUCGACAUGAACGCUAAGCUUUCAUUGGAGAAGCAGGCAGACAACUCCUACUCGCUAGUUCUGGGACGCGAUCGCGCCAUCCAACUGAACGUUAGCGUGUCCAAUUUAGCCGACUCAGCGUAUGAAACUCACUUAUUUGUGAAACAUGACCCCAGCAUAUCAUACAGUGGAACCAAGAGCCUCUACACGUGCAACCAGUUCAACGCCACCCUCGUGGACUGCAAUCUGGGAAAUCCGAUGCGGCGGAAUGCCGAGGCGAAGCUUUCGCUGCGCUUCGAUCCGCAACGGGUGGACGAUCUGGUGUCGCGGCUGUCGUUCCAGGUGUUUGUCAACACGACCUCGACGCUGCUCGAGGGCACCCGGCAAAGCGCCACGUUGGCGGUGAACGUGAUCAAGCGCGCCAAAAUUAGCAUUUCGGGAGCUGCCCAUCCUGAACAAACUUUCUACGGUGGAGAUGUGAAAGGAGAAAGUGCGAUGGAAACCGUGGAGGACAUCGGCACAGCCGUGCAGCACAUUUAUUUGAUCUACAACGAUGGACCGUGGCGAGCCCCCAAGGUUCAGGUCAACAUUCAGUGGCCACACCAGGUCGCCAACGACAAACCCCAGGGAAAGUGGUUGCUCUAUUUGACGGAUAUUCCGACGGUUGAUGCCACCAACGGCGGUGACUGCGUCGUCGAACCCCCCAAGUCGAUCAACCCGUUGGGGCUGAAAAAGACCUCCGUCCUCAACGAGCUGGUCCAGAUGGACCGGUACACCCAGCGAGCGCACAACAAAUCGCUCACGUUUGCGGCGGAAAAAUCCGAGCGGAUUUCCUUCGCCAAACAAAGCACCUACUCGUCGUCUUCCGAGUCGACGAGCACGCUGAACCGAGUCCGGCGCGAUCGCUCCAUGAUCAUUCGCGCGGAACGGCUCACGGACAAGGACGGCAAGCAGACCGAAAUUGUCCACAUGGACUGCAAGCGUAACACUGCCAAGUGUAUAUCUAUUGUCUGUAACGUGUACGACGUUCAGCCCAAGGCGCAGGUGCUGAUCAACGUCACUGCCAGGUUGUGGAACUCCACGCUGGUGUCGGACUAUCCCAGCGUGGAUCUGGUGAAGAUUGCGUCGAUAGCCCGGAUCAAGGUGUUUGAAGUGGAGCAAGAACAUCCGGUGGACACCGUUGUGGUGGAAACGCUUGCGUAUCCGGAGCUGCUGGACCAGGUGGGCGACGGAUGGAUCCCGAUCUGGCUAAUUAUAGUAGCGAUCGUGGGCGGCCUGCUUGCGCUGGCGCUGCUCACCUACAUUCUGUGGAAGUGUGGAUUCUUCAAGCGGCGAAGGCCGGAUCCAACGUUAAGCGGGAACUUGGAGAAAAAUAGCGAAAGCAAACCGUUCCUUUAACAAUCUACUAUAGGGACGUGUUCCUAAGGAUGUCCACUUCAAAAGUGAUAUAUAAUUUAAAGUUUCCUGUUUCCUGUUCUUCCCUCCCGCGUUCACAAAAAUACCACCACCCCUUGCACGAAUUGUAAAUUUACUACCAUCCAUUAGAUCAUAGGUUAAGAGUUAGACUAGUUUAAGAAGGAGCUGUUGCAGCAAUUUCUGCGAGGUUUAUUUGUUUAGGAAAUGUUUAGUUAAUUUAAAAAAAGAUAAUUUAACAUACGUUCUCAACUGUUACGAAUUUAGAGUUCUUCCACGAUUUAUUUGAAUCAGAUAUCGUCAAGCAUUAUCCGGGAGAUGUUAUGCAAAAAAAAUUAGCUAUAAUGAUUGCAGUUUAUGUACUGCAGUUUUUAAUUUGGAAGGUGCCUGCAUUGUGACUUACUCAAUGAUUAUAAAACAGUCGCUCGUUCAUUUCAGCUUUCGACCCUAUUAAAAUUGUAAAGACUGACUUUUGUGGAAAAAACAUCGUUUGGAAAUGGAAAUAAGCAAGAACAAGUUCAAAAUUUUUAAGAUCAUGAAAUUUCUACUUAGAUAGAGAUAAUCUUUUGGUUAAUACUAGCUUAAAAACAUAAUGCAAGAAAAAUCAAGUAACAUGACCUAAGAGAUUUUCUCUCUAUCGCAUCAGAAAUUUUCAGAGUGAAAUCAAGGUAUCUUUUAAAUCAUGUUCUUCACGCACCCAUUCUCAUUACGAUGGUUGAACGAAUAAAACGUGUUCAACAGUUACUAUUACUCUUUCAAUUCGUUUAAAAAUAUUUCAGCGCAAUAGAUUAGAACCAGUAGGAACUUACUUAAAUUAUUAUUAAAUCAGAAACACUUUCCAGCUGUAAGAGAUAGUUUUCUGUGAUUGUCUCAGUUUCAUUUAUUGUGAUUUGAGUUAUUUUUUCUACAAAAGUUCCUUAUAAAAAAUACUGGAAAAUCUUACGUCAACAGGACUAAACACAUACUUUUCAACUGCAACGAAUUGUGCUAAAGGAAGAACCGUCUUGCCUUUCCGAAAGUGCCAUUAGCACACAGUGUGAACAGCAUUGUUGCUAUAUUUUAAUAAACCUAGUGAACAGUGAAGAUGUUGUACAAGUUGCAAAAGAUGAUGAUUAUGCAGCCGAUUUUUAAUCCUAGUUUUAAAUUGCGAUUAAACAACAGGUAGAGAAUAAAACAAAGUCGAUGCAAUUUUUUUUUUGUUCAACAAACAGUAUCGAAACAAGUGAGUAAAGUUUAAUUUAAUGUAGUUUAAUAUAACAAUUCGUAAAUUAUAUAACAGUUGUAUGUAACUAAGUAUCGUUUAGUGACUUUUUAUGUAAAUCUGACAUAUUAAACUAGUUUUACAACAAUAAAAA
Molecule: messenger RNA, 5121 nt
Organism: Culex quinquefasciatus (southern house mosquito)
Lineage: Eukaryota; Metazoa; Arthropoda; Insecta; Diptera; Culicidae
Gene: mew
Product: integrin alpha-PS1
Exons: 15
Coding region: 428-3751 (1107 amino acids)
Biological process (GO): cell-matrix adhesion; cell-cell adhesion; cell adhesion mediated by integrin
Cellular component (GO): integrin complex; external side of plasma membrane
Molecular function (GO): integrin binding
Source: RefSeq, a predicted model, not a curated record